AUGACACCCGAUAAGAAAUGGAUGGAUUUUAUUAAUGAUCGACUUGGUGAAGCAUAUGGACAGGGGAUUGAAAAUUUUUUAGACUAUGCUUUUGAAAGAACAAGGGAAACAAAUGAAAUUCGAUGCCCAUGUGUUAAAUGUGCAAAAGCACAUUUUGGGUCUAGGGAAUCUGUUAAAAUGCAUUUGAUUGUUUAUGGAAUACUUCAAAAUUAUAGAUUUUGGUAUCAUCAUGGAGAAAAGCCAGAGGAUGAUUUGGAAAUACACAAUUCGGAAACUGAAGUAGAUGAUAACGAUCACUUAAUGGAAGAUCUUCUAAGAGAUUUACAUCCACAUUAUGAUGAUUCAAAGUGUGCUAAUAUUAGUGAGGAGCCAAAUGAUGAAGCUAAAAAUUUUUAUAGAUUAUUAAAUGAUUCAAAAGAACCUUUGUACCAAGGAUCAAGGGUUUCAAAAUUGUUGGCAUUAAUAAAGUUACUUCAUAUAAAAAAUGUUGGACAAUGGACAAAUAAAUCAUUUAGCAUGUUGUUGCAAUUGUUGAAGGAAGAAAUAUUACCAGAAAAUUCUGAUCUUCCAGAUUCAUAUUCUAAUGCUAAAAAGUUUAUUAGAGAUAUUGGCCUUUCUUAUGAAAAGAUUGAUGCAUGUAAAAAUAAUUGUAUGUUAUUUUGGAAAGACCAUAAGAACUUGGAUUUUUGUGAAGUGUGUGGAAUAUCUAGAUGGAAGGAGGAUAGGCAUAGUGGGGGAACUCAAUUCAAAGCUAAUGGAAAGAAGAUUCCAAAGAAGAUAUUACGUUAUUUCCCACUAAAACCAAGGUUGCAAAGGUUAUUUAUAUGUUCAAAAACUGCCCCUUACAUGAGAUGGCACAAUGAUGCAAGGGUUGAUGAUGAAAUUCUAAGGCAUCCAGCUGAUUCUAUGAUAUGGAAAUCAUUUGAUGAAAGAUAUAAAGAUUUCUCCUCAGAGGCUCGCAAUGUGAGACUUGGUCUCGCAAGUGAUGAGUUUCAACCAUUUGCAAAUGCAAAAACAACAUAUAGCAUUUAG
Molecule: messenger RNA, 1032 nt
Organism: Zingiber officinale
Lineage: Eukaryota; Viridiplantae; Streptophyta; Magnoliopsida; Zingiberales; Zingiberaceae
Exons: 1
Coding region: 1-1032 (343 amino acids)
Source: RefSeq, a predicted model, not a curated record